Messenger RNA from Gossypium raimondii (Peruvian cotton), 2889 nucleotides. Its product is annotated as phosphate transporter PHO1 homolog 3. Gene Ontology annotation, cellular component: trans-Golgi network; plasma membrane; Golgi apparatus. Gene Ontology annotation, molecular function: inositol hexakisphosphate binding. The coding region runs from base 345 to 2720 and encodes 791 amino acids. Gene Ontology annotation, biological process: cellular response to phosphate starvation; phosphate ion transport. The transcript is spliced from 11 exons. The record is from RefSeq and is a predicted model, not a curated record. Lineage: Eukaryota; Viridiplantae; Streptophyta; Magnoliopsida; Malvales; Malvaceae.
GGUUUUCUACUCUUAUCAAUGCCCAGUGGGUGUUUUGUUCCUUGCUGAACCAAUUUCUCGGCUCUUUCCCUCUUCUAUUUCUCCCUCCAACUCCCUCCUCCUACUCUAUAUCUAUAUAUAUAUAUUUCAGCUACCUGCACCUAACCAAACCACCCUCAUCAACUUGCUCUAAUUUCAACUCCUUUUUGUUAUUUUCAACUCUUUUCUUUCUGGGGUUUUCUUCAAUUUCGAGAUAACAAGAAGAAGACCCAGAUCUCAGAAGCUUCAUAGUGAAAACUGUACUUACUGUAUCUAUUUCAGCAUUGCCUCAUCUGCAUUGCCAUUGGCAGUUGUAAUCGGAAAAUAUGAAGUUUGGGAAGGAAUUUGCGUCUCAAAUGGUGCCAGAAUGGCAAGAAGCAUACAUGGAUUACGAUUACUUGAAAACCCUUUUGAAAGAACUGCAACGUUUCAAGCAUAGGACGAAGCCACCGGCUGCACCUUCGCUGAAACGAAAGCUCACGCUCUACAGAGCUUUCAGUGGCUUAACACAGACGCACCACCACCAUAACCCAACCAGUCCAUCCUCCUCACCUGAUGAUAUUGAAAGCCAACCCAUCUUGGUGAACUCUGUGAGCCGAGAUGGGUCGCAAAGUUAUGAAACGACGUUCCUGAUGUCGUCGGAGGAAGGGGGAGAGUAUGAGCUGGUUUACUUUAGAAGGCUUGAUGAUGAGUUCAACAAGGUGGACAAGUUUUAUAGGGCUAAAGCGCAAGAGGUGAUGAAAGAAGCUGAUGUAUUGAACAAGCAAAUGGAUGCCUUGAUUGCUUUUAGGAUUAAAGUUGAGAACCCUCCAGGGAUUCAUUUCGACAGGUCUGUGGAGAUGACUCGUCUUGCUUCUGAUAUUGCAGCUUCUGCUGCUGCUCUCUCUGCUUCUACUCCAUCUGGGGCAAAAUCAGCAAGCAAAAGGGCUGCUCACCUGGAAGCCAUUGAAGAAAGCACCCAUGGCCAAGCUGAUGAUGACGAUAAUGGCGAUGAGAAAGAGAGAAAUACUCCGACUUUAGAAGCCAAACCAGCAAAACCCAAACCCAAGGUCAUUGUACCCGCACCACUUGAAAUACUUGACCGGGUGAAAAUGAACAAUACCCUCGAGACUCCUCGUUCCACCAUUAAAGGUGUUCUCAAGGUUCCAAACCAUACGGAUCUGAGUUUCAGUAGGGAAAAUCUUAGAAAGGUUGAAGAACAACUUAAGCGGGCUUUUGUUGAAUUUUACCAAAAGCUUCGCCUGCUUAAAAGUUUCAGCUUUCUGAAUACGUUGGCUUUCUCCAAAAUAAUGAAGAAGUAUGAUAAGAUCACUUCCAGAAGUGCGUCAAAAUCUUACAUGAAAAUGGUGGAUAACUCCUACCUCGGUAGCUCUGAAGAGGUAACAAAGCUAAUGGAGAGGGUUGAAACAACAUUCAUCAAGCACUUUUCAAAUGCAAACCGUUCUAAGGGAAUGAGCAUUUUAAGACCCAAAGUCAAACGAGAAAGGCAUAGGACAACUUUUUCAACAGGUUUUUUCGCUGGCUGUGCAGCCUCUCUUUUACUAGCACUUAUUCUGAUGAUUCGUGCCCGUAAUAUUAUGGAUAGUGAAGGAAGGACUCAAUACAUGGAAACCAUGUUUCCUCUUUACAGUUUGUUCGGCUUCAUUGUUCUACACAUGUUAAUGUAUGCCAUCAAUAUAUUCUACUGGCGGAAGUACAGAGUCAAUUAUGCCUUCAUAUUUGGUUUCAAGCCAGGAACUGAACUGGGUUAUAGACAAGUUCUGCUUGUGAGUUUUGGUCUUGGGGCAUUGGCAUUAGCCAGUGUGCUCGCCAACCUUGAUAUGGAGAUGGAUCCCAAAACAAAAGACUAUAAAGCAUUCACUGAACUUGUUCCUCUAAUGUUGGUUGUGUUUAUAUUUAUCGUCCUGUUCCUGCCAUUCAACGUCUUGUAUCGAUCAAGUCGAUUCUUCCUCCUCACAUGUUUGUUCCAUUGUAUAUGCGCUCCUCUAUACAAGGUCACACUCCCAGAUUUCUUCUUGGCCGAUCAGUUAACAAGCCAGGUGCAAGCCAUUAGGAGCUUAGAGUUUUACGUUUGCUACUAUGGUUGGGGAGACUUUAAGCGCAGAGAGAAUACUUGCAGAGAUAGUAAUGUGUAUAAUACUUUCUACUUUGUCGUGGCGGUGCUUCCAUACUUGGCUCGCCUCCUGCAGUGCCUGCGACGUCUCUUUGAAGAGAAAGAUGCGAUGCAAGGACUGAAUGGAUUGAAAUAUUUCCUGACAAUUGCAGCUGUAUGUCUGAGAACAGCUUACAGCCUUAACAAGGGAAUUGCGUGGAGAAUAAUAGCCUGGAUUGUCUCAGCCAUUGCAGCAAUAUUUUGUACAUACUGGGACUUGGUUUAUGACUGGGGGCUUCUAGAUAGGCACUCCAAGAACCGUUGGCUGAGAGACAAACUCCUUGUUCCUCACAAGAAAGUAUAUUUUGGAGCCAUGGGCUUGAAUAUUUUACUCAGAUUUGCCUGGCUCCAAACAGUGUUGAAUUUCCAGUUGCCAUUGCAUCCACAAACCCUGACGACGAUCGUGGCUAGUCUUGAGAUCAUUCGUCGUGGCAUAUGGAAUUUCUUCAGGUUGGAAAAUGAGCAUUUGAACAACGUUGGGAAGUACCGAGCAUUCAAGUCUGUACCAUUACCAUUCAAUUAUGAUGAGGACGAUGACAAAGACGAUUAAUUUAGUAAAGAAUAAGAACAUUCAGCUUAACUCAAUUGUAAAGAAUGAUUUGGAUAAUUUGGUGGUAGGAGUUUUGAGAUUUGAUGGUGUUUUCUGGUGGUGUACAAAAUCCAAGCUUAUUGUUAAAAAUGUGGUUUAUGUACAAAUAAAGUGGAAUUUAUAAGUUAAA